Messenger RNA from Harmonia axyridis, 600 nucleotides. RefSeq lists its product as uncharacterized. Gene Ontology annotation, molecular function: odorant binding. The coding region runs from base 127 to 504 and encodes 125 amino acids. NCBI's taxonomy places the organism in Eukaryota, Metazoa, Arthropoda, Insecta, Coleoptera, Coccinellidae. The transcript has 3 exons. The record is from RefSeq and is a predicted model, not a curated record.
CGAGAGCGUUAUCGAAAGUCAAUGUUAAGGUCGGUUGGUAACGCGAUAGGGCCUUACAAGUAUAUAAAGAUGCAUUUCUAGAAUGUAGGCAUCAGUUCACUUCAGUACUCUUCAGUGAAAACAAAAAUGUUCAAGGCACUCGUAGUCCUCUGCUUGGUGGCACUUGCUGUCGCAAAAGAAGCAUCCAAAUGUGAGACCAAAUUCAACAUUGUUGAUGAUGACUGGAAAGCAGUGAACGCUGAUGACUCAAAACCAACUGAAAGACACCUCUGCUUCUUCAAAUGCGUUUACGAGGAUGAAGGCUCCGUCAACAGUGAUGGUGUCUUGAACGCUGACAAACUUGUCGAAAAUGUACACAAAUGGAAGCCCCUCACUGACGAUGCCAAAAAUUCCAUCAAAGAAUGCGUGAAAUCCCUUGGACCAGUCAAGACCUGCAAUGACGUCAGUCCUAGCUACCAAUGCGUGCAGAACGCUCUUGCUAAACAGAAGAAAGGAACCGCUUAAGUGAAGUACCUCCAACCAUUUGACCAAUCGUGAUAUUACAGAUACAGAUACUCAAAAUUUUAACACCUUCAAAAUAAAUUCUUUAGAUUAAAUUUA